AUGGAAAUGUUCAGAGAAGGAGGUUCCACAUCCCGACCACCAAUGCUUGAAGGGGCAAACUAUCCUUACUGGAAGACAAAAAUGCAUGCGUUCUUGAAAGCCGUUGACGAACGAGUGUGGAUGGCAGUCGAAGAUGGCUGGCAUUGUCCAACCGUUGUUGAAAAUGAGGUUGUUAAGCCCAAACAAAUGAGCCGAUGGACUCCAGAGGAGAUGGAAAGGGCCAACUUUAACUCAAAGGCUAUGCACGCUCUCUUUAAUACAGUUUCUACAAAUCAGCUGAAAGUUAUAGCUAACUGUGAAAUUUCCAAAGAAGCAUGGGAGAAACUAAGAAUCAAGAAUGAAGGAACUGAUGCUGUAAAGAAGUCUAGACUGAGAGCGUUGGAAAAAUCUUUUGAAAAUCUAUCUAUGGAGGAGGAAGAGACCGUGAAGGAGUUCCAUGCCAAAUUAUGCGAUAUUUCGAAUGAAUCUUAUGCACAGGGCAAGACUUACUCAAAUGCAAAACUGGUUCGCAAGGUUCUUGGAGUUUUUCCUCGAAAGUUCAUGUCAAAAGUUACCUUUAUAGAAGAAAUAAGAAAUGUAGAGGAACUUAAUCAUGAUGAGUUAAUUGGAUCGUUGCAGAAUUAUGAAAUGACUCUUACACGGUGGAAGAAAGGCAAGAAGCAGAAAGAUUCGGAAAAAGAAAAAAAUGAUAUUAGUCUUGUGUUUGUGCAUAAGGAGGAAAAGAAGUCAAUCUCAGAUGCGUCUGAUGGCUUCACUGAUGAGACUCUUGCUUUACUGACCAAGAAUUAUGCAAAAUUCUUGAAAAGGAAUUACAAGAAAAAAAUUUCUGGAGGAAAAGAGAAUGUUCCCAGGAGAAACUUUGGUGGAAACAAUAAGCAAAACCAACAGUCUAGUUACAAGAAAAACAGGGGCAUACAGUGCCGAGAGUGUGAUGGUUUUGAUCACAUUCAAGCUGAGUGUGCCAACACUCUUAAGAAGAAGAAAGCCUUAGCAGCAACUUGGAGUAAUAGUGAUGAAGAAAAGAACCCCAACUCAAGUGACGGGUCUGAUGAAGAGAAACAACUUGUGGCAUUUAUGGCAAAGAGUCAUUAG
This is a messenger RNA of Humulus lupulus (European hop), 1092 nucleotides long. RefSeq lists its product as uncharacterized. The transcript has a single exon. Bases 1 to 1092 code for a protein of 363 amino acids. The record is from RefSeq and is a predicted model, not a curated record. NCBI's taxonomy places the organism in Eukaryota, Viridiplantae, Streptophyta, Magnoliopsida, Rosales, Cannabaceae.